UUCAGUGUUGAAACAGUUUGGAAAGAUGAAGUUUCUACUGAGCAGCAUGCUUCUCGCUUCUCUCUGUGCACUUUCAUCUUGGAGCGUGUCAUUGGACACACUUGUUGUGAUCCAGAGUCCUGAUGUUUCCGUCAUGGAGGGGGAGACGGUAAACAUCACCUGCUGCUGGACUGAGAAGAUCGAAAGAGUGACGGUGCGCUGGCUGAAGAAUGGAACAAUAAUUCAGAGUAAAGUUUGGCAGAAUAAAUCUCAAGGAUCUCUGAAAAAGGACGCAAAUGACUGUUUACGUCUGAUUUUUCCAAAUAUCACAAGAAAUGAUUCAGGGAGAUACAUCUGCAGAGUGUUUGUGGACAUACCAAUUCAAGUGGACCGAAAUGGAACUGGUACAUUGGUCACAGUUACUGACUUAAAGAGCACAGAUUAUGAAGACAAUGGAGAUGGAGAUUCAGGUGCUGCCGGAAAGCUAGAAACCCCUGUGAUAGUUGCUGCUGCUGUCGUGGUUCCAUUGUUUCUCAUCGCCGUCGCCUGUUUCUGCAGCCUGCGAAGGAAACGAGCCCAAGCAGCCAGGGUGAUCUACGAGGUUCCCCACAUCGACUCUGAGGAGGCAGAGAUGGACAAACACAGCACCAGUUCUUCCAGAGGCUCCUCUCAGUGGUGUCAGGUACUUGUUUACGAAUCUGUGGAAUACUUUCAGCGUGCAGAGACCAAAGGAGAUGAAUGAGGAUCUGCCUUCAUCAUGCUUUCAUCAUGUAUAUAAUGUACAUUCAUCACUGACUUAUGUAGAUGUUUUUAUAUGAUUGUAAAUAUUUUAUAUUCUUCAAUAAACUAAAUCAUAUCCAUCAGUUUGCA
Amphiprion ocellaris (clown anemonefish) is the source of this 849-nucleotide messenger RNA. RefSeq lists its product as uncharacterized. The record is from RefSeq and is a predicted model, not a curated record. Gene Ontology annotation, cellular component: membrane. Gene Ontology annotation, biological process: adaptive immune response. The transcript has 5 exons. NCBI's taxonomy places the organism in Eukaryota, Metazoa, Chordata, Actinopteri, Pomacentridae. The coding region runs from base 26 to 721 and encodes 231 amino acids. Gene Ontology annotation, molecular function: signaling receptor activity.